CUCAACUAAAGCUGUAACACAGUUAACUGAUAUUUAGUUAUGCUGCUGUGUCCGAUGAUAGAAAAUAAUAUAAUCAGACUGGAAAUCUAUCCACGUGUGUACAUAUUAGCCUUGAUUUUCGAGGCAAAUUGAAAGUCCUCCUCAGAAUCAAUGAGGGUCAUCAUAGGCAAAACAGAUUCCUAGAAUGUGAGCUGAUGCUGAAAUCUUCCGUAGAUAGUAAAUUAAGUAUAACAAAGCCCAGCAGCGGCCUGGUGUCCGCUUACACAGACUAUAACAGCACCUUUCACUCAAACAUGAUUGAUGUUGUUCGUUUGGCACGUCGUUCCCAACAAAAUGAUUUACGUGUUGACCUUUUGCUUCUGUGUCGCCAGAAAAACAAUUUGACACGGCUGCUGUGGAAAUGAACCUGCUGAGUGCUGUGUGAGAUGGGGACGGCCUCCUCGCUGUUGCCUCGUUAGUUAAUUUAUGAUCCCGGCUUUGUUUUUUUCACAGUUACAGACCAUUGAUGACAAAUUAAACCUGAUGACUUUCAGUGUCUAACAUCAGUCUGUCCUUCUGGAGGACGGCGGGGUGGAUGUGAGAAGGCGGACUGAUCAUGACCGCAGCUGGCACUUUUAGUACAAAGUGGAGGGUUUGCUGUUAAAUUGCCCCUGCUGCCUGACAGAUGUUUGAGUGUGUCUGCUGAUUAAGGCUUCCAGCUGACCCUGUUGGACCUUAACAAGCAUGUAGAGAGGAACACUACUGCGCUGUUCUCUUCAGGGGGCCGACAUUGCUAUUUUUCCCCUAAUGAAAUAGACUUACUAUUUGAUGAAUAUCUCUUUUGGAAAUGAGCAAGGGAGAUGUGCUUGUCCCUGCAGACAUGAUACUGUGAAGCCACUGCAUGAGGCAGCCUGGACGGACAUGAUGGAGGAGGCUGCCAAUCAGCUCGAGAGAGACCAUGUGCACAAUGUCUAUGACAAGAUUGCUCCAUAUUUCAACGACAGCCGCUAUAAAGCCUGGCCGAAGGUGCGACAGUUUCUGCUGGACCUGCAGCCAGGGAGCAUCGUCGCUGACAUUGGUUGUGGCAAUGGCAAGUAUCUCCACAUCAACAAGGAGGUGUUCAAGCUGGGGUGCGAUGUUUGUCGCCCCCUAGUGGACUUUGCCUGGAGCCAAGGACACGAGGUCCAGAUGUGUGACGGGCUGCAUUUGCCUUACAGAGACGGCUGCUUUGACGCUGUGCUCUCUAUUGCAGUCAUCCAUCAUCUGUCCACCAAAGAGCGACGUAUUCGAGCAAUAAAGGAGAUGGCCCGCACCCUGCGAGUUGGUGGACGCAUCAUGAUCUACGUGUGGGCCAUGGAGCAGAAACGUCGAAAGUUUGAGAAACAGGACAUCUUCGUUCCCUGGAACCCCAACCCUUAUUCGCCCUCCGGCUUCAACAGGGAGCACGGCAAACCCAGACGGAGGGCCGUAGCUCAGAGCGUGAGCGAAGCCAUAGACAACACCGACAAGCACAGGAAGGUUAGAAGCACAUCCUCCGUGGCAGACGAAGAAGAUCUGACCUGCACCACGCCACAGCAGAGGACACAGAGACUGUGGUUCUUCUCCAGGUCUCUGGAUUCUGUGUUUGACUUUGGAAGCUUAGCCAUCUCACGGUCAGGACACGGACAGGGCCUGAUCAAGCAGGUCUCGAGCUUCUUUUCCCCGCCAUCUGUGAUCGGAUCAGAGGAGGACGUCUUUGACUCGGUCACAGACCUGCACAAGGGACAAAAUGAUCCUGGAGGCAACAACAACAACAUGGCCAACAACAACGGUACAGAAAAUCAGAGCGUCUCAUUAUCUUUAGCCCAGGAGUGUGGCUCUCUGGCCCUGCCAGACCUGGUCCCAUUCCAGAAAGAGCACCUGAAGCAGUCCGGAGAUGAAAGUGAAGCAGGGCCGCAGGGGAAAGAGCAGCAGCAAAGCACAAGGAGUCCUCAGCGGAGCGAGGGGCAGGUGGAAGGCUCCUGCCUGAGGUACUAUCAUGUCUUCAGGGAGGGAGAACUGGCAGAGCUGAUAGAGAACCAUGUUGAAGAGCUUCAUGUCAAACACACUUACUUUGAUCAUGCCAACUGGUGUGUGGUGGCAGAGAAAGUACAGUUAUGGAAAAUAUGAUUUUAACAUGUUUGUUUUUAGUUUGGAUCAACUCUGCCUCAAGUUAUAGCACUGAAUCACACAUUUGAUGAUUAUUACAGUCUUGUAAUUGAAAAGUGUGUAAAUAUACAGAUGUAGCCAUUGUUGAAGGUACAUAAAACACUAAACUAGUCCAUUGCUGCAAUCCUCUACUUAACUAUUUGGACAUUUCAAUUUUUUAGUCUAUUUUAAGUUUCUGGUAGUCCUGGAACCAGUUGUGUGACAGACCUAUUUAUAUCUAGCAUUAAAUAUUAUUUUAGAUGGUUUUGCAGCAGCAGGGCAGGAUGCACAAAGACUGACGGUGUUCAGCAAUGGUUAUCACUGUAUGUUACACCAUGUUUUUAAAUUAUUUAUUCUAUUUCAAUCCAUGAAACCAACAAGCAGUAUCCAGAUUUCCAGUUUGGGUUCUCUUUUAGUGUCAAUAAUAUGUUUUUAUUGUCAAACCACAGCAAGCUCCAGUGUUGCUAAAGAUUUAAACUAUUUUUUAAAUUAGUAUUUCUGCAAGAGAUACGUUAUUAAGGAAUGCACUGUUUUUCUCUUUGGACUUUUAAUACUAGCCAAAGAGGAAUUUGUUUGCCUACAGUAUAUUCUUCCAUCUGCUCUUAAAUGUUUAAUUCAUUGAUCAUAGUGGAAAAUGACUUACUCUAUUAUUUGUGUCUGCCUGUUUUACAGUUGCACACUUGCAGCAAGUAUUUGUUAUGGACUCUGUAAACUGCUUGUGUACCUACCAUAACAUACACAUCAUAAAGAGCUCAAAGUUGUGCAGAAUAUCUUCCAAAACAUUUGUGCAUUUGCUUGUUGCAUUUUCAAGUGUUUCAAAGGUGUUGCCAGUGUGUGUCUGUGUGCUUAUUGUUUGUAAUAGUGUAUAUCGUCUUGUUCUGAAGUAAAAAGCUGAAAUAUACCACUUGUAUAUUUCAGCAAAUCAACUGCCUCAUAUACUGUGAAUAAACAUUGCACUGUACCACAAAUAUGUCGCUGCUUGAUGUCAGUGAAUGACAUAAAAUAGGUAAAACUUGAAACAUACUGGUUAUCUGUACCCAUUGUGCCAAGGGUGGUGCAUAAUCCAUAUCAGUACAGAAUGUGUGGACCAACUGUUUGUUCAGAAGUGACACUGGUACCUUAAUGUCUUAU
Messenger RNA from Morone saxatilis (striped sea-bass), 3276 nucleotides. RefSeq names its product tRNA methyltransferase 9B (gene trmt9b). The record is from RefSeq and is a predicted model, not a curated record. Gene Ontology annotation, biological process: tRNA wobble uridine modification. Lineage: Eukaryota; Metazoa; Chordata; Actinopteri; Moronidae. Gene Ontology annotation, molecular function: tRNA binding; S-adenosylmethionine-dependent methyltransferase activity. Gene Ontology annotation, cellular component: nucleus; cytoplasm. The coding region runs from base 808 to 2127 and encodes 439 amino acids. The transcript has 3 exons.